CCCCCAGAAAACACCUUUCCUCGCCAUUCCUGCGACCUGCAACUGGUGAAGCCCGUUCCUGCAUUGGCAGAAUAUGAAUCGUCCAGGUCCUGGCCCUCAGUCUCUACGAACAAUUCCGUCCGGCAUGUUCCAAAACCAGCAAGCACCCGCAGCGCGCGGAACACCACUGGCGACGGGAAGACUGCAGAAUGGGAAGAUCGGCAGUGGAACUCAAUGGGGGUUUGGAGGACCGAUGGGAGGUGCACCGGGCCUUGCGACAGCGCAAGCAAGAACAAACGGCGGUGGCCUGUCCAGCUUCGCGCAGACAAUAGGAAGCUCACAACCACACACUCCGUUGGAUCCAUCGGAAUUCCCAUCGCUCUCCGGUGCCCCACAAGCACAGCAGAACACCUCCGCCCAACAGAUCUGGGCUCGCCAGAACAUACAAGCGCAGCACUCCACCAUCCAACGACCGCAAGGUCAGAACCCACCGCAAGGCCAAGCCGCUCAACCUUCGAAUCAGCAGCACCAACAGCUUCAGACCCCGAUACACGAAGAUGGAGCGGUCUCUGCCCAAGGACAAUAUCCGAGCGGGGGAGAUGAUUACCGAUUUGGCGGGCAAGCAGGCGUGGGACAACUCUCCGGUACGACGCAGCCCCAGACCGGAAACAUUGAGGAGUUCCCUCCACUAGGCGGUGCCGGGGGAGAAGCGGGACCAGACAGACGGACAGGGAUGAUACAGAAUGCGGCGUACGGCAACACAAACACUGGUGCCUUCCCCGGCUUAGGCCAGACUAGGAACGGUCUAUCGAGUCCAACAGACGGCCAACAAGACCGGUCAAUAGGAACAGCAGUUGGCGAUAGAAGCAUGCAUGCUGGUGGAGCAGGCGGGGGAGUCGCGCGCACUCAGUACAAUAGUCUGCAAGGGGCUUUCCAAGAUACAGACAGAAACGGACUCGCUAGGGGCGCGCAAGGACUAGGCAACAACAUGUCCUUGAUCGGCUCACAGUUACCCAUGAGAUCAGGAAGCAUUGCAGGACAGGCCCAGCGGACACAGCAGACCCAGUGGGAUCAGAGCUUCGGCUCAGACGCCGUUCAGUCUCCGAGCCAGCAGGUACCGCAGCACAAGCGUUUGUCCGAGAUGAACGAGAAGGAACGCUUCGGUCUUCCGGGGCUAUUAGCCAUGAUUCCACUCGAAAGCCCCGAUCAUUCUACCCUUGCCGUUGGACAGGACCUCACAGUCUUGGGCCUCGACCUAAGCCGGCCUGACGGCUCUCCUCUACAUCCCACAUUCGGCUCCCCCUUCGUCGAAUCGAUGUCCAAGCCGGUCAUUCCACCAGACUUCACUCUACCUGCUGCAUAUACGGUCACGAAUGUGCCGGAAUUGCACACCAAGAUGAGCAGCUUCUCCACGGAGACUCUGCUUGCAAUCUUCUACCAGUAUCCGAGAGACAUCAUGCAGGAGAUUGCUGCGGGCGAGUUAUACCAACGCGACUGGCGGUGGCACAAGGUCCUGCAGCAGUGGAUGAUGAAGGACCCUGAGCUGCCGCAGCCAAUCCGCAUCUCGCAGCGAGAGGAGCGUGGUUGGUACCUCUUCUUCGACGUGAUGAACUGGCGACGGGAGCGGAAGGAAUACGACCUCAACUACGACGACCUGGACCAGCGCCACGGCCCGGCGCUGGCUGCCAAUCCUCUGUAGACAUCUGUCGACGGAAGCUGGAUGGGGUGUUAUGGGGUGCCUGUUGCUAUUACUGCGAUGGGAGUAAAAGGUGCGGGUUCUCUCAAAUGGGAUGUGGCCCCGGGACUUGGCUCGGGACUAUCUAUGUACACUCUGGGCUGGGCUACUACUUCUGCCGGGCCCUUGAUGGCAAUGGAAAACGGG
This is a messenger RNA of Mytilinidion resinicola, 1861 nucleotides long. RefSeq lists its product as uncharacterized. Gene Ontology annotation, cellular component: CCR4-NOT core complex; P-body. The transcript is spliced from 9 exons. The record is from RefSeq and is a predicted model, not a curated record. Lineage: Eukaryota; Fungi; Ascomycota; Dothideomycetes; Mytilinidiales; Mytilinidiaceae. Bases 74 to 1678 code for a protein of 534 amino acids. Gene Ontology annotation, biological process: nuclear-transcribed mRNA poly(A) tail shortening; regulation of DNA-templated transcription.